AUGAAUGUGAUCGAAGAACAACGUCGUGGACCGCCACACGCGGUCUUAUUAGCGGUGGUGGUGGUGGCAGUGAUGAUAGUUCCAUCAAUGAUUGGUGAAAAUGGUGAAGCAAUAACUGAAUUCAUAGCUGAACUACUUAGUCCUAUUGGUUUACUUCUUUUACCAGUAAUAUUAUUGCUUAUAAUACAAUUUUUGUCAUCUGAUAGUGGUUCUUUUGUGUAUAGUAUAUUUUCUAGUGGUGAACCUAACUCUAUACAUCGUGUUGGUGGUUCACCUGUUGGUGUUGCUUUUGUUCUUCUUCUUGUUUUGUUUCUUUUGUAUAAUCGGUUCUCUAUAUUUGGUGGUGAUGAUGAUGGUGAUGAUUGA
Lycium barbarum (goji berry) is the source of this 366-nucleotide messenger RNA. RefSeq lists its product as uncharacterized. The transcript has a single exon. The record is from RefSeq and is a predicted model, not a curated record. Bases 1 to 366 code for a protein of 121 amino acids. NCBI's taxonomy places the organism in Eukaryota, Viridiplantae, Streptophyta, Magnoliopsida, Solanales, Solanaceae.